This is a messenger RNA of Akanthomyces muscarius, 2676 nucleotides long. RefSeq lists its product as uncharacterized. Lineage: Eukaryota; Fungi; Ascomycota; Sordariomycetes; Hypocreales; Cordycipitaceae. Gene Ontology annotation, cellular component: nucleus; cytosol. Bases 1 to 2676 code for a protein of 891 amino acids. The record is from RefSeq and is a predicted model, not a curated record. Gene Ontology annotation, biological process: protein deubiquitination. The transcript is spliced from 7 exons.
AUGGCCACUAUGGAGCCGACCGAAGACGAGAUCUCGCAAGUCAUCGACUUUGCAGGUCUCGACCGCAUGGAUGAUCGGGGCAUGGUCAUUCAAGCGCUCAAGCAAAACGGCCGCAAUGUCGAAAGCGUGGUGAUUGCCUACUUUGAUAAUCCCGACAGCUUUCGGCAACGCUUUACGUUGGUUUGGAAUGACGGGAUGUUUGGUGCAGAUCGAAAUGGUGAAAACGACAUCAACCCAAGCUCCUCUUUUCACGUUGAAGACUCGAAUGCGAACCCGUCGUUUUAUGUCGAAUCAAUGGACAGCUCGAUGCACGAAGGCGGUGUCAUUCAAGGGGUGACCCCCCCGCCGGAUAGAUACAGCGUCGGGGCACCUUCCAGGCCGCCCUCUAGAUCCAACGCCAAAUCCCCCCUUGGAAGAAUGGUGGACAUGACAGCCUCUGAUGUUCCUAGAUUCGUCGGUCAAUCAGACCCAGACAUGUUGAACCAAGACAUGGCGCGGGCUUUGCGCGAAUCGGCCCAAGAAGCUGGAAUAGCGGCCUCCAGUCAAGAAUCGGGAGUUCUGGAAAAUUGCACCUCUACACCACACUUUGGACCUGCCACGAGAACACAAUACGACAACGCAGAAUGGGCUAUGGUUCCUGUCGGCACCGCCAGCGGGAACUCGAAUAUACUGCCGGCUUCGGAUCGACAGCGGAAAACGGAUGCCCCAGCCUUUCUAGUGCAACACCCAAAUACUGUUGGGAACCACAGGUUGGGCGGUCUUUUGACCAUUUUACACGAGAUUCCCUUGGCCCGAAACAUUCUACUUCGAUGCGGGACACCGUCCGAAGCUUACGGAUAUGACAAUGAGUGGUGGCAAGGCAAAAGCAUCACGCCCCCGCAAUCUGUCCACGCGCCAACACCUGGCAGUGACUUGGAAUGGGGAUCCGACGAUGAUGUAAAACCAGGCUUCGAGGAUGAGAUACACCGGCUUAUGGCUUUCCUCGACUCUACCGAACGAAGCUACGGCUCCACCAGUGUUUUAACGGAAACGGUUCCUAAUUCGCACCACGGACCGGAGAAGCAUUUCUACGAGUGCUUGGGGCAACGGAAUGGGGAAGUGGUAUUUCCUCUGACCCAAGUCGCCACGCUAGCCAAUCUGCAGGGAGACGACCUCGGCCACGAAGACGCCAGAUUUAGCCUGCUCGAAAUAGAGCAUCAGCAAGGCGAUUAUAGUACCAUUAAGACACUUUAUGAGGCUCUCGAUCACUUGAUGUGGAGCGAUGUACUCUCCUGGGACGAACUGACCGAAGACUCUAAGAUGGCCAUGUUCAAGGAGAUGGGAGAGGUCCUUGCCAUCAAAUUUGGGGGCGAAGGCCCCCAAGACUCACUUGAUAUACCAACCGAACUCUACCCUGAAAAAUACCUUGCCGCCCGCAAGAACGAGGCACGUCGAAUUCAAAAAGCCUGGUGCGAGACAAAGCUGGCGAUGACGAAAAUUGCAAACGAGAAACGUGAAGCUCACGAAUGGCGAGACGAUUUCGGCCAGCUAUCCUAUGAUAAGAGAGUCAAGAUGGGAAAAGCUGUGGAACAAUGGAGAGUCUUGGAAGACUAUCUACAAAGUGCCGGCCGGUUCACCGGCAUGCAACAAUCAGGCUUCGAUACAAAUAGGUUCCCCGACUACCACGAGGCUCCUGAGUCUUUGUCGGAACCCCAACAGCAAACGUUGGAGAAAGUGGGCAACGUUCUAGAACUGACGGAAAGGGUGCUGGCCGAUGCUGAUAGAGUGCUGGACGGUUUAAAUGCAGAGCUUGAAAGGCUCAAUGCCAAGCAAAGGAGCCUUGGUCGGCUGUUGACGGAACCUGACAAGCCCGGUCGACCACAGCCAAUGAUGUGCAAGAGAUAUUUGCUCCGUGGCGUCGCAACUGAGAGGGAUAUUAUUUACGUAUGUCGACGGCAGCAGGCAGAUUUGAUUGACUUCGGCGACGCGCCGAAGAAACCAGACCAAUGGUGGCGUUUGGCCUAUGCUCAGGGCGAAGAACACCCAGUCAAAACCGAGAAAAUCGAAAUAGAGCGUGUUUUGAGAGAAGUAUGGCAAGAGACGAAGCUGCCACUUCUCAUCUAUGCCACUGAAGACGCCCUCAAUACUCCUAGUGUCCCGCUUAGUUUGCCCUUGGAACGCUUCGUCAAGGCGGACAAUAAGGCCUUUCGCAACGAACUGAACAUGGAGCGCAGCAGCGACCAAGAAUACACACGGCCUGGAUAUACCGAUCCGAUUUCCCCUUCCAAGCGCAAGCACCGGUCCGACAGCAUGGAUACACUGGACAGCAACCAUGCCUCUCUGGGCAGUGACGGGGGCAAUGGAUUUGAUAAUCCAUUUGAUGAGCAGCCAACCAAUUUUAGCUUUCAAAGAGAUGAGUACGAGCCCUUCGUCGUGGACACCGACGGGUUGCCAGCGCCCACUCGAAUCGAACCGGAUUAUGUCGACUAUGCCAGCGUUGGGCAGGAUGACGGGGCAGACCUCGAUUUCUCAAAACCACCGGGCUACAGCGAUGUCGCGCCUGAACCAGUACGAGAGAUGGAGCAGCUUUCACCGCAGAAACUGUCUAUUGUGACUCCGGCGCCGGAGACUACGGAACGGGAACCGAUAGAAAGCGUGAUGGCUAUGGAAAUGCCCGGCCGAGAGAAGGAGACUUAG